Messenger RNA from Paramisgurnus dabryanus, 981 nucleotides. Its product is annotated as complement C1q-like protein 3. The record is from RefSeq and is a predicted model, not a curated record. Gene Ontology annotation, molecular function: protein binding. Lineage: Eukaryota; Metazoa; Chordata; Actinopteri; Cypriniformes; Cobitidae.
AGUAUCAGACAUUUAAAGCUAAAGUGUGGAGCAUUCACAGGAAUCAUAUGUAGUCGUCUAACAAGCGAGAUGUUGGUGGUGUUACAACUGUUAUUACUGCUCUGUGUUGGCAGCUCAGUUUCACAAAAUUUUAUGACACCAACUGUGAACAUUAAUGUUCAGAUUCCUGAGCUGGAGAAGCUGCAGAAGAUGGAGGAAAAGAUUCAAACAUUACAAGAAACAUUAAACAAAGUACUAAAUGAGAAUGAAGCUCGAAAGAUUGCAUUUUCAGCCGGACUUCUGGAAUCAGGAUCAGGGGGCAUUGGGCCUUUUGAUGAUAAUUGGAAAACACUGGUCUACAAGAAAGUGUUUAGUAACAUUGGAAAUGCCUAUGAUUCAAAUACUGGUAUUUUCACAGCACCAGUACAAGGAGCCUAUUACUUCAGAUUUAAUGCUCAUACACGUUCUCCAUUUAACCUGGGAGCCGGUCUAUUUAAAAAUGAUGUACCUCAAUGCUCUGUGUCUUCUUGGAAAUCAACCACCCAUAGUAAUGCCAGCAAUGGAGUCGUUCUUACACUGGAACCUGGUGAUCAAGUUCAUAUCAAAGUCUGGAGAAAUGCUCAGGUUUAUGAUAACAAAGAUAGCUUAACCAGCUUCAGUGGUUUUCUCCUUUUCCCCUUAUGAAUAUGGAGCUUGAAUCAUUCCAACUGUAUCAUGAUUUUAGAUUAUCUCCUCUAAAGACCAAAAGUUUAUCAGUUGUCUUUAAAUGCAUCCCAGAGACUUAGCUCACAUAUCUGGAUAGUCUCCUAGUCUACUAUCAGUAAAAUUUAUCAAUGCAAAAUAUGAAUAAGAACAUUUUGACACUAAUGUCUCAUUCAAAACCUUUAUUUCAAUGUAUUUUGGAGAUGACGGUUCUGUGUCUAAUACAACACUAUUAAAACAUCCUCAAUGAAAGUAUAUUUCAUCACAAUCUUAAUAAACAUUAAUAAACUUGUCUUUAAA